AAGUGCUCGGAAGUGUUCUGGUUUUUGUCACUCAACUUCUACAAGUCAGUGAGAUACUUGACUAACAUAAUUUUCACUUCCUUUAUUCUGCAGUAAAAGCCACAAAGCCAUCAGUCUCCAGACUACAUAUAAGAUCUCGAGUAGUCACCGGGCUCUGCAACCAAACCUGCUAUCACUUCAGCAUCACUUGCAUCCAUUCUUUGACCAUUUGGACCUUUUCAAGUUCCUCGUCAUGUCUUCAACAUCAUCUUCAUCGAGCCACACCUUCUUCCACACACGCCAAUACAGCAAAUCUGGCAUCGGCGGCAUUGGAAACUUCCACAACACAUCUAGCAUUCUCUCCUCGCCAUCAACCCCAUACAUUUCCCCACGAACAAGCGGCACAUUCUCAACCAGCAUCGGCGGAGCAGGCAACGUUCGAAACCUAUCAGAACGACCUACCGUUUCUUUAUCUACAAAACUCGAAAGGGAAGAAGCUCAACGAAGAGCUGCGGCGAAGUAUUGGCAUCACGGUAUUGGAGGAGCAGGAAAUAAGACCGGCGCCGACAAUGAGAGAUCUCCUGCUGCGAGUCUUGGUUCGGCUGUUGAAAAUAAUGCGGACAGGAUGAGGAAUGGAUUUGUGGGUAUUUUUGGGAAGAGAAAGAGGAACAUGUUCCUUUUGCCGGAUUCUUCUAUUGAGUCGUUGUGUUUGAAGGAUUAGGAUAGCCAUUAUUAUACUCAGGAGAUUGAGAGAGGAGUUGGAGUUAGAAUUUGGCUUGAUACUAUUAGAUGAGCAGAAGAUAGACACAUAGUCACCUAGUUGUGGUUAAUUCUGAUCUCAAACUUAC
Molecule: messenger RNA, 827 nt
Organism: Mollisia scopiformis
Lineage: Eukaryota; Fungi; Ascomycota; Leotiomycetes; Helotiales; Mollisiaceae
Exons: 1
Coding region: 233-700 (155 amino acids)
Source: RefSeq, a predicted model, not a curated record